Pogona vitticeps (central bearded dragon) is the source of this 5669-nucleotide messenger RNA. The record is from RefSeq and is a predicted model, not a curated record. NCBI's taxonomy places the organism in Eukaryota, Metazoa, Chordata, Lepidosauria, Squamata, Agamidae.
AUGGAGGCCAUGGACAUCUCCCUCCUUCCCCCGGAUGGAGACGGGAAACUCUCCAACCCUUACCUCCGGCGGAAGCUGGAAACGGAGAAGGAGCUCCUUCGACAGACGAUCCAGAAGGAGCAGAAAAUCAAGGAAGGGGCCGAAAACCUGCGCCGGGUCACCACCGACAAAAAGACGUUGGCCCGCGUGGAGAACAUACUCAAGUUGUCCAACCACAAACUGAAGCAGCUGCACAGUGAGCUGGAGGACCUCGACGCCCGGGUGGCUAGAGCAGAGAAAGAAGAGGAGAGGACAGGUGGAACGGUGUCCUCCGGCGACUGUCUCGGGGAGAAAACGCUGAGCCCGGGGGCCAGGAGACUCGAGGCUUUGAAAAAGCAGCUUCAGAUCGAGCUGAAAGUGAAGCAGGGCGCGGAGAACAUGAUCCAGAUGUAUUCGGGGGCGGCCAAGGAACGGAAGCUGCUGGCUAUGGCUCAGGAGAUGCUGCAGGACAGCAAGACCAAGAUCGCUCUGCUCCGGAUGCAGAUGGUCAAGAUGUCCCGAUCCUUAGAGGGGACGGAGUCUGCUCUGGAGCAAACGGGAAAUGGAGGACCGCUCACCCCUCUGGAGCUUCAGGUGGAGGAACUGCGCCAUCGCCUGCGUGUGGAAGCUGCCGUGGCCGGCGGGGCCAAAAACGUGGUCAAGAUUCUGGGCGGGCGGCGGGUACAGGACCGGAAGAUGCUGGCCGAGGCCCAGGCUUGCCUGCAAGAAUCUGCGCAGAAGAUCGACCUGCUCAGACUUUCCCUGGAAAACCUUCUCGGCAAGCUGGGCCCGGAUCACCCUAAGCGAGCGCUGGUGAAGCAGGAUCUGGUCCACGCGUUCUCCCUGGGUGCUUCGCCGGGUAGCGGGAUUCAGCCCCUUCUGUCCUGGAUCAAGCCAACGGCUCUCACGGGCACCCUGGAAGUGCGAUUGAUGGGUUGCCGAGAUUUACUGGAAAGGGUCCCCGGCCGUUCCCAGGUGGCGAGCGCCACGCCCCUCUACGGAAGCCCCAGCGCCUCGAAGCCCUUGACUCGUAGCUGGGUUGCCAUGAACCGUCCCGGCCGCGGCGCCGCGGGAAAAGAAGUCCCGCCCGAGGACUCGUGCAGAGAGGUCCUUGCCGUGCUCAAGGUAGACAACAGGAUGGUGGGCCAGACGAACUGGGCACCAGUUCAUCAGCAAGCCUGGGACCAGUUCUUUGUCAUUGACCUGGAAAGAUCUCGAGAGCUGGAAAUCUCCGUCUACUGGCGCGACUGGCGGGAGCUGUGCGCCGUGAAAGUCUUACGCCUGGAGGACUUCCUGGAUAACAGCUGCCAUGGCAUUGAGCUGGAGGACCUCGACGCCCGGGUGGCUAGAGCAGAGAAAGAAGAGGAGAAGACAGGUGGGACGGUGUCCUCCGGCGACUGUCUCGGGGAGAAAACGCUGAGCCCGGGGGCCAGGAGACUCGAGGCUUUGAAAAAGCAGCUUCAGAUCGAGCUGAAAGUGAAGCAGGGCGCGGAGAACAUGAUCCAGAUGUAUUCGGGGGCGGCCAAGGAACGGAAGCUGCUGGCUAUGGCUCAGGAGAUGCUGCAGGACAGCAAGACCAAGAUCGCCCUGCUCCGGAUGCAGAUGGUCAAGAUGUCCCGAUCCUUAGAGGGGACGGAGUCUGCUCUGGAGCAAACGGGAAAUGGAGGACCGCUCACCCCUCUGGAGCUUCAGGUGGAGGAACUGCGCCAUCGCCUGCGUGUGGAAGCUGCCGUGGCCGGCGGGGCCAAAAACGUGGUCAAGAUUCUGGGCGGGCGGCGGGUACAGGACCGGAAGAUGCUGGCCGAGGCCCAGGCUUGCCUGCAAGAAUCUGCGCAGAAGAUCGACCUGCUCAGACUUUCCCUGGAAAACCUCCUUGGCAAGCUGGGCCCGGAUCACCCUAAGCGAGCGCUGGUGAAGCAGGAUCUGGUCCACGCGUUCUCCCUGGGUGCUUCGCCGGGUAGCGGGAUUCAGCCCCUUCUGUCCUGGAUCAAGCCAACGGCUCUCACGGGCACCCUGGAAGUGCGAUUGAUGGGUUGCCGAGAUUUACUGGAAAGGGUCCCCGGCCGUUCCCAGGUGGCGAGCGCCACGCCCCUCUACGGAAGCCCCAGCGCCUCGAAGCCCUUGACUCGUAGCUGGGUUGCCAUGAACCGUCCCGGCCGCGGCGCCGCGGGAAAAGAAGUCCCGCCCGAGGACUCGUGCAGAGAGGUCCUUGCCGUGCUCAAGGUAGACAACAGGAUGGUGGGUCAGACAAACUGGGCACCAGUUCAUCAGCAAGCGUGGGACCAGUUCUUUGUCAUCGACCUGGAAAGAUCUCGAGAGCUGGAAAUCUCCGUCUACUGGCGCGACUGGCGGGAGCUGUGCGCCGUGAAAGUCUUACGCCUGGAGGACUUCCUGGAUAACAGCUGCCAUGGCAUGUCCGUCAGUCUGGAACCUCAAGGGACCCUCUUCGCAGAGAUAACGUUCAAGAACCCCGUGUUUGAGACCCGCUCCAAGCUGCAGCGCCAGAAGCGCAUUUUCCCGAGACAAAAAGGGAAGGAGUUCCUCCGAGCCUCGCAGAUGAAUAUCAACAUUGCCACCUGGGGGCGCUUGAUGAUGAGCUUCCUGCCACCCUGCAGCUCCCUAAAUACCCUGAGCCCGCCUUUUCGGGUCCCCGCGCAUCCGAACAGCACCACGACAGCCCCUUCUGAAAGUCCGGGAGCUUCCUCGGCCAGCCGUGCGCCGGUGGCGAAACUGGCUUUUGACGAUCAGCCUCCUCCCAAACCGCCGCGCCUCUUCCUGCACACGUUUCCCAAAGGCCUGGACCGGUCUCUGACGGAGCACGGGAGUCGGAAGAAGCUGCCCGGAGACGAAUGGACGCAAGAAGCCAAUCGGGUCCCGGCCAGAAAGAAGACACUUGGUUUCAACAGCUUCUCCUGCAUCGCCGUCUUGGGACGUGGGCACUUCGGCAAGGUGCUGCUGGCUCAUCACAAAGCCUCGGGAAAGCUCUGCGCCAUCAAAGCGCUGAAGAAGCACGAGAUUCUGAGCCGAGACGAUGUGGACAGCUUGAAUUGCGAGAAGCGCAUCUUUGAGGUGGUCAACUCCUCCGGACACCCGUUCCUGGUCCACCUGUUCGCCUGCUUCCAGACCGCGAGCCACGUCUGUUUCGUCAUGGAUUACGCCCCCGGCGGGGACCUCAUGAUGCGCAUCAGCCUCGACAACUUUCCGGAGCACGAGGCGCGGUUCUACGCAGCCUGCGUGGUCUUGGGGCUUCAGUUCUUGCACGAGAAAAAGAUCAUUUAUCGGGACCUGAAAAUGGACAACUUGCUUUUAGAUGCCGAAGGUUUUGUGAAAAUUGGUGAUUUCGGGCUCUGUAAAGAAGGAAUUGGGUUCGGAGACCGAACCAGCACCUUUUGUGGUACGCCCGAGUUCCUGGCGCCGGAAGUCUUGACGGAUCCCUCGUACACCCGGGCCGUCGACUGGUGGGGGCUCGGGGUGCUGAUUUUUGAGAUGCUGGUGGGAGAGUCCCCCUUUCCAGGUGACAACGAAGAGGAGGUUUUCGAUAGCAUCAUCACCGAGGACGUGCGUUACCCACGAUUCCUUUCUGUGCCCACCACCUCCCUUCUGCGCCAGCUUCUCCAGAAGUGUCCGGAGCGGCGUCUCGGAGCCGGCAUUGACGACGCAGAAGAGAUUAAAACCCAUCCCUUUUUCAAGGAGGUUGACUGGGGCGCCUUCCUGUCGCGGAGGAUCCGGCCCCCGUUUGUCCCUGCCUUGAAAGGAUCCACCGAUGUCAGCAACUUUGACAAAAUCUUUACCUCCCAGAAGGCCAUCUUGACCCCUCUGGAUUAUCUCCCGCCUUUGACCGCGAAGGAACAGGCCAGGUUCAAAGAUUUUGACUUUGUCUCCAGACACUUUCUAGAAAACUGAGGAUGAUGAAGAUUCCCCCCGCCCCGCCUAGGCUCUGUCUUUAAAAAUCCACUGCUCUCUGCUCCACCUGCGUGGCUGCCGAGCAUCCGAUCCGGCUUCGGGAAAAGGGGGAUGUGGAAGGAUUGGUAUUUUGCCAGCGUUGUUUUUGUUUUUGAAUGGCUAAGAUAGUCUUAAAAACAAAAAAAGGAUGAUUGUUUUUCAGGGGGGCACGCAGGGUGUGGCAUGUCUUUUCCAGCUGCUGGUUGGAUAAGGGUCGAAGUCCAAGCCGGAUAUUAUGCCGAAGACCUGCCAGUAAUUAAUUUUUAAAAAUCAGCUUUUCAUAUGGCACCAACGUCUGACCCCGUUGUGUUGAGAAACAGAAAGAAAUUAGUAUUUCCCCCGAGCUUCUCCUUCAUCUUAUCCCAGCUGGCCAUUUUGCACAUUUUCGUGAAAAGGUGGGACACCUUUCUGGUUUGAGGAUGGUUGUGAGUUUAUGGGAUGCACGACCGGCGGGGAAGUUCUUGUUUCAGAAGAGUUUGCAGAGAUCCAGAGGGACAGCGAUGCGGAAUGCAGAAUACCAACCGCUGUUGUUGCUAUAUAUACGAAUGUGAAAAUAAUGGGGAGGGGGUGUUAAGCGAAGGAAAAAUCUGGAUCUUUCUAGAAACGGAGGUCAUUUGGUGCCUGCCGAGGGAUCGGGAAGGGGUGGAUGGAGUUUUUUGAGACUGGGUUGGAAAACUUGAGCAACCCCAUCAGAAUCUGGGGAAGGAUAAAGGAUGGAUCUCGGAAACAGGGGGGGUCUUUAUUUUCAAGAAGGGAGGGUGGAGGUGCCUGAAACAGCCAAACAGUGAGAGGAGGGAGGGAAUCUACAGGUGUGGGGUGCGCCCCCCUGAUCCAACCGGCCGGCUCAAUUGCGGCGCACGGGACGGUCUUUUCCCCACCCAGGGGGGCUCCCCAGCUGUUUCAGAGGGUCAAGGCUUCUGGGUUUUGUAGUCCAGCACCGACUGUAGGAUCCAGGUUGGGAAAAAGCGGAUGUUGGUAUCAGCACGCUCAGUUGGGGGCCCUAACCAGCAGCAUCGGCAGGCUGGGGCAGAGGACGUCACCCCGGUUCAUGCCUCUGCCCCACAUGGAGGGGGGAAUGACAAGAGAAAGGGUCUUUUGUCUUGCCGCGUCUUCACUGGGCUUCCAGGGAAGAAUUGUGCAUUGUGCAUUGUGCAUGCCAUUCCGGAGCUUUUCGACCGGGGAGGGCGUUUGAAAGAGAUUCCUUUGUCUUCUUCUGCGUUACUUCUGUCUUCCCUUUGUGAAUAGCCUUGAAUGUUCUCCCAUUGCUGCUCUGGUGGAAGUCGUGACUCCUGCGAUGCUCUCCCCCCACCUGUCUUUUUGGGUUCCCAAGGCUGCCUUCCUGGGUCCUAGAUCGUUGGGCUAGCGCUCCCAUGAUCCACAGCCUUCUGGCCAGGGAUGAUGGGAGCUUUAAUCCAGUACUGCCGGCGAGCCCCUUAUAUUUGAAAAAUGUUCAUAGAAGUCAUUAAUGUGCGUAUCUACUGUUUUCGGUGAAUUUCUCUGGAUGAAAUGCCAGCAGUGGAGUGAAAAUUAUAUGUAUAAUUUUUUGUGUGUUUAUAUAUAUAUAAAGAUGAGCAGAGCUGAAGAGAACAGCUGAACGAUCUCACCCCAGAGAGGAAAAGCGAAACACACACAUGUACCAAAAGGUGUGAAGUCUGUUGUGUCGUCCUCUAACCACAUAUUUAAAAUUAAAAUUGUAUUUCGCAGGAAAA